Molecule: messenger RNA, 4721 nt
Organism: Manis javanica (Malayan pangolin)
Lineage: Eukaryota; Metazoa; Chordata; Mammalia; Pholidota; Manidae
Product: procathepsin L
Biological process (GO): proteolysis
Molecular function (GO): cysteine-type peptidase activity
Source: RefSeq, a predicted model, not a curated record
GCCGGCGGGCCGAAUCUCGGGCCUUAAAGGCUGAGUCAGGAGCAACUGGAUCAGCACUUGAGGCUCUCUGCCGUGGGAACGUAUCGUCUUCUAAGGUGCGCGUGCGCAGCUGUGGCCACCGCAGGUUUUUGAAACAUGCAUCCUUCACUCCUGACUGUCCUGUGCUUGGGAAUCGCCUCGGCUGUUCCACAACUUGAUCAAAGCUUAGAUGCACAGUGGUCCCAGUGGAGAGCAACACACAAGAAACUCUAUGGCAAGAAUGAAGAAGGAUGGAGGAGAGCAGUGUGGGAGAAGAACCUGAAAAUGAUUGAACUGCACAAUCGGGAAUACAGCUUAGGGAAACACGGCUUCACAAUGGCAAUGAAUGCCUUUGGAGACAUGACCAAUGAAGAAUUCAGGCAAGUAAUGAAUGGCUUUAAAAACUUGAGACACAAAAAGGGGAAAGUGUUCCAUGAACUUCCCUUUCUUGAAGUACCCAAAUCUGUGGAUUGGAGAGAGAGAGGCUAUGUAACGCCGGUGAAGAAUCAGGGUCAGUGUGGUUCUUGCUGGGCUUUCAGUGCAACUGGUGCCCUGGAGGGACAGAUGUUUCACAAAACUGGUAAGCUUGUUCCACUGAGUGAGCAGAAUCUGGUGGACUGUUCUCGGUCUCAAGGCAAUGAGGGCUGCAACGGUGGCCUAAUGGACAAUGCCUUCCAGUACGUUAAGGAUAAUGGAGGCCUGGACUCAGAGAAAUCCUAUCCAUACCUAGCAAGGGACACAGAUGCCUGUAACUACAAGCCCGAGUUUGCCGCCGCCAAUGACACUGGCUUUGUGGACAUCCCUCAGCGGGAGAAGGCCCUCAUGAAGGCCGUGGCAGCAGUGGGGCCCAUCUCUGUUGCCAUCGAUGCCGGCCAUGAGUCGUUCCAGUUCUAUAAAGCAGGCAUUUAUUAUGAUCCGCAGUGUAGCAGCAAAGACCUGGAUCACGGCGUCCUGCUGGUUGGCUAUGGCUUUGAAGAAGCAGAUUCAAAUAACAAAUUCUGGCUUGUCAAGAACAGAAAACAUGCUCUUCUUCCAGCUGGGGGCCAGAAUGGGGCUGGAAUGGCUACGUUAAAAUAGCCAAAGACCAGAACAAUCACUGUGGAAUCGCCACAGCAGCCAGCUAUCCCACUGUGUAAGCUGAUGGCAGUGAUAAUGCAGGACUUGAGAACAGCGUAUCCAGACGAAUUUCAUCAUAAAACUGACUAGACCCUUAUUGUGUAAGAUAAAACACUUGAGUCAUUGAGGAUCCAAGCUGUGAUUUGCAUUUUGACAUUUUUAUAAGGGUAAAAUGUUACCACUACUUUAAUUACUGUUAUAUAAAUAGCUUUAUAAUAUUCAAGUCUCAUUACUUAAUGCUAAAUAUUUGAAUUUUCAUUUUUUAAAAGGAUAUAUAAAAAAACUACCUUUUAAAAUAAAUUUUAAUUCAGUAUGUAGAGAUGGAACUUCUUUCUAUAUUUAUAAUGCAUUAAUGUUUUGUGUAGUUGGGAAAUACAGUUAGGCUAUAAAGAUGUAACUGAAUGUGCCAAUGGUGGAUUAGGAAAAGGACGCUGGGUGGCCCUCUUGAUCUUCCAGUUAUAAUGUCAGCUACCUGUUGACCGUGUUGACCCAAUCCUUGAAGCCAGCCAAAUGUGACACCCAGUCUGGAAGGGCAAAGGUGAAUUGUCUUAAUAAAAACAAAUUCACCCUUAGAAAAGUGAUUACACAUACAGAUUGUUAGAUUUUAGAUAACUAGAAAAGGAGGGCCUCUUCCUUUGACUCAGGAUGUUUCUAACUUAGUCAUGUUAUGUGCAGAAAGCCUCAGAGCCCGUUACCAAAGCAGCUGCUGAAAUCACUGUGUGGAUCACGUGACUACUUGGCAGCUGGAAAGGACAAGGCCCCAGUGGACUGCAGGCAUUAGUCUUUGUUCUGCCAAGUCUCUGACGGCAUUCCACAUAACUUUCAGAAAAAGCCUCCUUUAUUACCUGGUGUUAACAAAUGUAAAUUUAAUGGCUGUGAUUAAUAAAUCUCAGGUGCUUGGUAGAAACUGGAGAAAUGUGUUCAAGGUCUACCAGAGAUGAGGGUUGGCUUCAAAAAUAGUCCUCUGGCCUUGAAAAUGGGUGACAGAUCUUCAGGCCAAAUUUGGGUUUACCUAAUCUCUGAGCCAAAAAUUAACUUGAUGGGAACAGAACAGCCUAAUAAGCAUAUGGUUGCACAGGUAGUAAAUACAAAUCAUGCAUUUGCAUAUUUAGACAGGAAGGAAAAAAUGCCAAGCUGCUGGGUGAUUUAUAGAUGAUUAUUUUCUUUAACCUGUUAAAAUGUAAAAACACACCUACAUUCUGCAGGCUAAAAAAUCAUGUGUGCAUGUGUUUAAAAAUCUCAUGUUUCCAAAGUAUAAAGAAUAAACUGGUGAAAUGUUUAAUGUAGCUAUAAUCCUUGUGAAGGGAAUGAGAUGGUGGACAGCCGGAGCCUUCUGUCCCACAAACCUUCAGUAGCCAUUACCCACAGCCUUUUGUAAAACACCGUAUACCAUGUACAGUCUGAGUUUUCCUUGGGGAUGAUGCCUUCAUCUUGCUCUGCAGCAGCAGGCUGCCUCCGUGCUGGCCACAGGACCCUGGAACAACUCAAGACUCUUAAAUAUCUGGGAACUGAACUGAAUCAAAGUUUGGUAGCUUUUUAUUUAAAUAAGAAAGCUUAGGUAAAGCAGAAAAUUCCUCAGAUGUCCAAACCAUGAUAUUUGAUGCUUUUGUAAUUUUCAAAGACCUUUAUAUUUUAAACUUGUGGAAAUCUCUAACAUCUGCCACCUAGAAGCAUUUUCAAAGGAGCCAAUAGACUUCAAAUACAUUGAGCUGGAAACAAAUUUGAUCACAACAAAAAUCUAAUAUGAAGUACAAACUUAGCACCAGGAAUGCUUAUAGUCCAGACAUUUAAAUAAUUCUUUUUUUUAUCUAAAUAAUUCUUUAUUCUAGUUUUAUUGCAAAGGAAUUAAGGAAAAAGGAAAUAAUUUGGCAAAUAUGAGGGAGGAAUUGGCUUAUGUGAGUGCAUAGCCACAACACUUGGGCAUCUACUAGGGGAAGGAGAGGGCUGAGUAUAGACCCCAUCUCAGCUUCAUUUACAGUUGGCCACCUUUGGUCUGUAUUCCAGCCUGCCAAUCAAAGGACUAGAGCUACCCUUCUAACCUUGAGCUACAAUAUUGAAUUCUGAAUCUCUGUUUAAUUGGCCCAUUUCAAUAAAUUCAGUCUGAUCUAACUUUAUGUCCCUUCUACUUAGCUCUGCACCCUUAAUAUCCUUUCCUAUUCAUAUUCCCCAAAUUUGGGUCUGUAUGUCUUGGAAGAGUCAUGCCCAUCUCGUGAAAUGUAGUGCACUGCCUUAGGAGCCACUCUUGGUACCUCACCUCUUAGAGCCCGCUGUGGCAGAGUGUAGAUCAGAUGCAGAAGCAGAGAGGGUUGGUAGGGGCGCAUCCUGAGAAGGAGUGUCUUGCGAGGAAACUACCUCAGGGGAGCCAUUUGUCUGCAUUGCUCACGCAAAGAGAGUUAACCUCAAGUGGACGGCCUGCCCCUCCAGACAAGACUCGACGGACUUAGGGUGUCAACAUCCCCAGAUUCAUCAGGAUGUGUCUGUGAGCCCCCAUUCUGAAGUUCAGACCUUCUUCAAUCCCUCACUUUUACGUAAAGCCUGUGAGAUUGGGAAUUCGGUUUGCAUUGUAAUUCAUCCAUUUGUGUGAGACAUUGAGUUUGGUUUUCAGAAAUCUUAGCUCUGUGGCUACAAGUGAAAAGAAUUUCUUAAAGGGCAGAUAAAACUUUAGGGUCCCUUUUGUGGCACUUGAGUAGGAGUUCCAACAUCUGAGCUCAUCUUUUCCUUUCCUCAUUUUGUCCAGUGCAGUUAUAAGCAAACAGCCAAUCUCAUUAGUUUGGCCAAAAUGCUCUAAUGUAUCAAAUACAUGGUCACUCAGAACUUUGCCCCUCAGAAGUGUCUGAUAAGGAGCAUCCAUUGGUAAUACAAGCAUGUCUCCAUUGCCACCUCAUGCCAUGGGCUAUCAGCGCUGCUUUACCACUGGAAAUAGAGCCCUUGGUGCCUUUAAAUUUUAAUAGAAUCAAUUCCAGAAAUCAAACUUACUCUAAAGAUUCUUUUCCUCGAGAACCACUGUCAGUAACAAAAUCUGCAUUAUAGGAAAUUGGCUCGUAUAAUUAUGGAGGCUGGCAAGACUAAAAUUGUAGAGCGAGCUAGCAGACUAGACUAGUAUUUCUGUAUUACAAUCUUAGAGCAGAAUUCUGUCAUCAGGAAAUCUCAGUUUUUGCUCUUAAGGGCUUCAACAAAUUGGAUGAGGCCCCCCCACAUUGAGGAGGGUACUCUGCUUUACUCAAAGUCCACUGGUCAUAGAUGCUAAUCCCAUCUAUAAAAUACCUUCACUGCAGCAUCUGGACUGGGGUCUAACCAAAUCACUGAGCUCUGCAGCCCAGCAAAGUGGUUGGUGUGUAACAGUAACCAUCACGGGGGUUGUCGCCUGGGUGCAUUUACCUCCUCUAUCCCCAUUAACCCUUCUUCACCUGCUCUAAUCAUCCCCACCUUUCAGCCCUGAACACACAUGCACACGCAUAUUUUAAGUUGUUUUUACCAGAGGAAGGCGUGCACAGGCAGUAUUUCUGACAAUCAAACUUACUGUUAUUUGUUUUCAUAUUAUUCAGUCUAUCUCUCUUGGAAAGAAAAUUAAAACAGUUUUUAAAAAA